Messenger RNA from Closterium sp. Naga37s-1, 3624 nucleotides. Lineage: Eukaryota; Viridiplantae; Streptophyta; Zygnematophyceae; Desmidiales; Closteriaceae. The record is from the annotation of a GenBank genome assembly.
AUGCAGACUGCGGUUCUUAACGACACGUGUCCCUCGCGGAUAAACUCCGAGCUGGCUGCGUGUGACGUGGCUGCGAGAGUGGUGGAACAUGCUGACGUGGUAGCUGAGCUGGAUGGGAACGGACACAACCACGAGCACCCGCGAUGUUCGCCAGUGCUUCGUCGCAAACCGAUGGAAGUGCCUUCGAAGACGGUUCGCCAGCUCUUCGCAACGGGCAAGAUUAAUUACACGGGAUUGGACGAAGUAAACUCCGAGGACGGCGUGAGGGACACGUGGACCGAGUCUCUGGAGCCUGAAUCCCAGUUUUCCGAUAUGAAUGUGCUUAUGUCGAGCGGCCUUGAUGGAAUCACGUUCGAUUCGUCGAUCGCAGAGUGUGCUGGACAAGGGGAUGACUCAUCUGACGUGAAAGGGGGAGAGAAGGGCGAAGAGGACAAGGGAGGGGAAGAGGAGGGAUUGGAAGAGUUUGAAGAGGAAAUAGAAUUGGAAAUUGAGGAAGAGGAGGUGGAGGAAGAGGAGCAGGUAGGAGAGAAGGCCGAAGGCAAGGAGCAAGAAGAAAGCGACAGUGAUGAGGAUGAGGAUGAGAGUGAGGAUGAGGAUGAGGAUGAAGGGGAGGAGGAGGAGGGAGAUGGGGAGGAGAGUGGAAAUGAGGGUGAGGAGGAUGAGGAUUUGGAGGAGGAAGAAGAGCAAAUGGAGGAUGGGUAUUCGAUUGUUCUGAAGGUUGGUCAGGUUAUGUUGCCAUGCAAGGUGAGGUACGAAAACGAGGAGAUAGUUCAGAUCGUUGAAGCAGUGGACGAUUCGGAGAUAGUGGAGGUGGUUGAUGACGUGGCGGAUUACGAUGACGUGGCAGUCAAUGACGUGGAUAAGCAUGAGGACUGCCAAGGGCACGUGCGAACCUGCACUUCUCUUCGUGUGGGCAAUGACGAUCCUCCACGUGUCCUCUCCCUGUCCAUGGAUAAUCCUUCCCCUCCCGCCCCUUCCUCGCCCACCUCUCCUCUCCACUAUCCGCCCAUCUCCCACUCUCCGCCUCCCACCGAGUCUCUAGAGCAAUUGCUCACACCCCCCACCAUCCCCACUGCUCCGUUCCCACCCCCUCCUAAGAGCAUCCUCAAGCCCUCGUUUGUGGAACGCUGCAGUAAAGCAGCCUUCACGUGCAAGGCCACGAGUGGCAACGGCAUGGAAAGCACAGGUCGGAAGCGGCAGCGGGAUGGGAGCGAGAGUGGCAGUACUUGUGGUGGGAGGAAGGAGGCGCAGGGAGGAGUGGAGGGAGCAGGGGCGUUCGCGGAGGCGAGGGGGGUGCGGCCGACAGCUCGGGAACGAGUGGCGAGGCAGAUGGAGGUGGCAGAGGCGGCAGUGAGAAUGCUUGUGGAGAGAUGCAAGGGUGCGAAUUUAGUGGAUGUUUCACAUGGCCACGGAGUGUCUCCUGUGCCGUCCUCAUUGGCAGAUGAUGCCUUGCACCAAAUGGAGCAGCUGCGCCAUGCAGUCUUGGACAUAACCAAGCCGCGCAAGCGCCUUCGAUUUGCCGAUGAGCUUGGGGAGGAGCUGAACCAUAUUCGUUUCAUUCAACCCAGAAGCAAUCAGACGUCACGUGGUACCAUGGAUUCCAGCCAAUCGCAGCGUGCUGCACAUGCGUCCGUGACGGACCCAUUCUUCGAUCUGCUCCAGCCGUCCAGCGCAGUCUCUAAGCCCGCGCUUGCCGCCAACGCGUCGUCCGCGCUCACCAGCGGAUCUCCGCCGUCCAACGACCCCGCGCUGCCGUUCGGCCCAACCCACUCCCAGCCACAGCACCCCUCCCCCCCUCAUCCAUCCUUUUCCACUGGAGACGGGGGCAUGGGCGGCGGCGGAAUGGGGGGUGCUAACCUGGGGGGAGGGGCCAGCAUGGGGGGGGGAGCAGGUGGCGCGGGAGGCGCGGGUGGCGCGGGGAUGCGCGCAGCAGCAGCGGCGCGCGCGCCAGCGACAGCAGGGGACGUGGCGCAAGUGGCAGCGGAGGUGACGUCCGCCAUGGAGCGCCUGCUGCACCGCUUCUCCGAGGGCGUUUCUGCAGCACUGGGGGACGCGAGCAGCAGGGUGAGGCGCGUGGAGGCGGCGGUGGCGGCUCUGCAGGGGGCUGUGGACCGUGCUGCUGGGGAUGACGGGGAGAGGCACGCUGAACUGGAUGGGAGGCUGCGAUCCGUGGAGAAUGUGCUUCUAGAGGUGCAGCGCAACCUGCAGGUGAUGAGGGACAAGCAGGAGCUCGCAGAGGCACAGGCGGAGCUCUCUAAGCUCAAGUUCCUCGCCCUCCCCGCCCCCCCCUCCGCCUCCUCCGCUUCCUCCGCUGCUGCUGCCCCACCACCGCCACCACCAGCUGCUGCUGUUCCACCAGUGGUCGAACCAGCAGCAGCAGCGGCAGCUCCUGCACCAGCACCACCACAGCAGGAGCAGCAGCAGCAGCCGCAGCAGCACACCAUGCUGCCUCCUGCUUCCAUGUACCCCCAGCAGCAACAGCAACAGCAGCAGCCUCAGCAGCAGCAGCAACAGCAACAGCAGCAGCCUCAGCAGCAGCAGCAACAGCCACCGCAGCAGCAGCAACAGCCCUAUGCCGCUCCUCCCCCACCUGCUCCUGCUGCUCCACCUCCGUAUGCGCAGCAGCAAGGGGGAUAUAACAUGCAGCCUCAGGGGCCUACGGCACAGCACAUGAACAUGCCGCAACAGCAGCAGCAGCAGCUGGCGCUGCCACCACCACCACCCCAGCAGCAGCAACAGCAGCAGCAGCCGCAGCAGCAGCAGCAGCCGCAGCAGCAGCAGGGCGGGCAGCAGAUGUACCAGGCACCACCACCACCGUCCAUGGCACAGCAACCCCCUCCGCCUUACCCUCCCCAGCAGCAGCCCGCUCCUCCCCCUGCUGCCUCCGCCCCUGCUCCCCCGCCAUACGGCUCCAUGCCCCCCCCGCAAGGCAUGUACGACCCUGCUGCUGCUGCCAGCGCUGCUGCCUCUGCUGCUGUCGCUGCUGCUGCAGGCGGAAUGUAUUACCAGCAGAACGCCCCUCCCUCUCCCAUGCCCCAGGCACAGAUGCCCCCGCCUCAGAUGCCCCCUCAGGUGCCCCCUCAAAUGCAUUCUCAGAUGCCACCUCCACCAGGUGUUCCCAUCCAGGCACAGCAAGCGCAGCAACCCCCCCAGCAGUACAUGCAAGGGCAAGGGCAAUCCCCGCCCUACCCACCUCCCCCGCCUGGUUAUGGCGCCCCCACUCCCCCUCCCCCUGCACACCCCUCCCCCCAGCCCCAGGGUAUGUAUCGGGUGGCCCAGCCUCCCCCCCCGUCCAUCCCCCCUACUGCCGGCCCCCCUAGUGGAUACAGACGCUUACCCAUGGCACAGCCUGUGAGCGGCGGUGGUGGGGGAGGGGGAGGUGGGAGCGGAGGGGGCAGGGGCGGAGGAGGGGGAGGGGGGGGUGGUGGGGGUGAUACAGCAAGAGUGCCUCUAGAGAAGGUGGUUGAUGACGUGGCAGCAAUGGGAUUCCCAAGGGAUAAGGUGCGCAUGGUGGUGCAGAGGCUUAUGGAGAGAGGCAAGUCGGUUGAUCUGAAUGCUGUGAUUGAUGAGGUGAUGAAUGGUGGGGGUGGGGGCGGGGGCGGAGGAGGAUGGUACGGGCGGUGA